AUGUCCACCGACAGUCGCGACGCGGCCGUUCGCGAGGCAAAACGCUUCAUCCGCGAAGUUGUGCGUAACGACUGGGAAUUCGACCCCAUCUCAAAUCCAAAUGGUGUCCGUCCAUCAUCCUCUUCCUCAACCUCUUCCUCCAUCGGCACCCUGUCGCAGGGUCGGCAAGUCACCGACUGGCGCCCCCGCGAAUUCGAUAGCUCCGGCUCCGAGCUCGAGCCACAAUCUUCCGAUCAAUCUGAUGAUGACGAGUUCUCUCCAGGUGCCGCGAAGCUAGGAGGGGACCCAGUCGUCGAGCAACGGCGUCGACGCCGUCGACAGAUGGAGGAGGAGAUGGCGUGGAACGAGGGGUUGCGGAGGUGGAUCGCACAACGAAAUGCAUGGUCAGGAGCGCGGACACGGCGGCAAAUUCGCGCCAAGGAGCAGAAGCGCAAUCUAGCCGAUACGCAUAUACCAUCAAGGGACCAAACUACCGCGAAUACGACCCCUUCGGCGGAGGAGAGCGCUGAAGCGACCCUUUCUCUUGCGGAGAGAGAGAAGAUCGAGGAGCAGCAUCGUCGGCAGGAUCAAGAGGAAGAACACUCGACCGCUCCGGACGAGGAGGCCAAGCGCAAGGGCUCAACAGAGACUAGUAUCACCGAGCCAGAUCAGCAGGCACCUAGUAAGGACUCAACAAGCUCCGCGGCCAUUGACGAUUCCGAUAGCGAGGGUGAGGAUGACGAGGAGGAACUUGAGGAGCUUCUCAUCCCUGUUGCGCCGCCAUUGCUUUCACCCUCAAAUCCUAUCCGCGCAACCAUCAACCCGAGCAUAUAUCCCUCCAUAUAUACCAAGGUCGUUGUGCAAGGCAUGACGCCCACCGUGCCUGUUAACCUGGCCGAUCUCACAAAGGCAAUGGUACAAGGCUGGAAAGCAGAUGGCCAAUGGCCUCCUAAACCGGCCGUCACCUCAAUUGUCCUUGCGGAUGAUGCCUCCGUCCCAAAGACUGGGGAUGGGACGAGCGAGGGAACGACAUCGAGGCGGAAAAAUAGCAUUACGAACGCUAUGCGUAAAGUAUUUCAUAACCCCUUCCACCGCCGUGGAUCGAGCCACGACGCUAGCGUUCCAGGCAUCUGA
Penicillium manginii is the source of this 1113-nucleotide messenger RNA. RefSeq names its product DUF4050 domain-containing protein. The record is from RefSeq and is a predicted model, not a curated record. The transcript has 2 exons. The coding region runs from base 1 to 1113 and encodes 370 amino acids. Lineage: Eukaryota; Fungi; Ascomycota; Eurotiomycetes; Eurotiales; Aspergillaceae.